AUGUCGAUCUUGAUCAAGAAUGGCAUUGUGGUCAACGAGGACUCGAUGCAACGUGCCGACGUGCUCAUUCACGACGGGGUUAUCAAGUACGGUGGUUUUGGGGCAGUGUUACCUAAAAAAUUUUUUUUUGAAAAUUUUUUUUUUCAAAUUUUAAAUUAAAAGUGACCUGUUUUAGCCUAGAACAAUAAAAAAUCAUUACAGAGCCGUAGGUCCACUAAUAGAAGCCAUUGACAGUAACACAGAAGUCAUUGAUGCCACUGAUCGCUAUGUGAUGCCAGGAGGUAUCGACCCUCACACUCAUAUGCAACUACCUUUUAUGGGUGAAGUCGCAGUAGAUGACUUUUACUCUGGUACUAGGGCUGCUCUUGCUGGUGGUACCACUAUGGUAAGAAAAAUUAUUUUGACGAAAUGUCACAAAAAUUAUUGGUUUUUUAUUUAUAGACGGAAUGUCACAAAAUUUAUUGGUUUUUAUACGAAGUGUCACAACUUAAGAAAUACUUUAAAAAUAAUUUUUAUUGUUUAGAUAAUUGAUUUUGUUAUCCCGGACAAACAGACCACACCAUUAGAAGCCUACCAUCAGUGGAGAAAGUGGGCCGAUGACAAAGUAUGUUGUGACUAUGCUCUAUCAAUGGCCAUAACCUCAUGGAACGAUCAGGUAAAACAACAAAUGCAAGCUCUGACCAGCCCCGAGUACGGCAUCAACUCGUUCAAGUUCUUUUUGGCCUACAAGAACGUGUUCAUGGUGGAGGAUCACGAGUUCUUCCAAGGCCUAAAACAAUGUGCUACCGUUGGUGCACUAGCCCGAGUUCAUGCUGAAAAUGGCCCAGUAAUAGCAGAGAAGCAACGAGAACUGUUAGAACUUGGUAUCACUGGUCCUGAAGGCCAUACUCAAUCCCGGCCGGAAGAACUCGAAGCCGAAGCAACGCAUCGUGCAUGUAUUCUGGCUUCACAAGCCGACUGUCCUUUAUAUGUUGUUCAUGUGAUGUCAAAAGGUGCGGCCAGAGCUAUUGCCAACAGUAGACAGAAGGGAAAUGUGGUAUUUGGUGAGCCAAUUGCAGCUGGACUGGCUUGUGAUGGUUCACAUUAUUACGAUAAGGAUUGGGAACACGCGGCCAAGUACGUGUUGUCACCACCCUUAAGCAGAGACAAGGGUACGCCUGAGGCUUUGAUGGAUUUGUUGGCGUGGUGAGUUUAUUACUCUAUUCUGUCUUAUAGUACUCAUCCUAUUCUACCCUGCCCUACAGUACUCUUUCCUACUUUACCCUAUCCUAAUGUACAGUAAUAAAAACAUUUUCAGUGGCCAGCUCCACCUAACAGCCACAGACAACUGCACCUUUACCUGCUCACAGAAGAAAAUCGGCCAAAACGACUUCACCAAGAUUCCAAACGGUGUCAACGGUGUAGAAGAUCGUAUGUCCAUCGUAUGGGAAAAAGGCGUAUAUUCCGGCAAAAUCGACCCAAUGCGUUUCGUAUCCAUCACAAGUGCUACGGCCGCCAAAAUCUUCAAUUGUUACCCAAAGAAAGGCCGAAUCCAAGCCGGAUCCGACGCCGAUAUUGUGAUAUGGAAUAAGGAUACGGUGAAGACGAUAUCAGCUCAACAUCAUCAUCAAGCUGUCGAUUACAACAUAUUCGAAGGCAUGGAGAUUCACGGAGAAGCCGAAAUCACGAUCAGUAGAGGGAAGACCGUGUGGAGGAACGGGGAACUGAUAACGAUGGCUGGAGCUGGCAGGUUUGUACCAUUGGAACCAUGGUGUGCUCACGUGUUUGGUACCAUUGAGGCUAGGAAAAAUGUAGGUUUUUAAUGUUGAUGUUGUUUUAGGUAUGAAAUUAUUAUUUUUAUAGGUAUAGCGCACAACAGGCUUAGGCUAACUUUAAGCUUAAUUUUAGGCUAACUUAAGCUGAAUUUUAGGCUAACUUUGGUCAUAAUCUGAGGCUUAGCCUAAUUGUUACCUAAAUUAAGAUCUCGUGAACUAAUGGCCUCAAAACAAUUUUUGUUUAUCAGUUGUUUCGUAUACCCUCUUUCAACUCUUUUUACGUAUGCUCUUACGUUCCAAAUCCAUCAAUAUAAGUUAUAUUAUCCAUGGCUGUUUGGAAACGUGAAAAGAAGGAUAAAUUGACGUAAUUUAGCAUUAUACAGCAGUUUUUUUUAAAUUUUAGAGCUAUUUUGGCGAGUUGUUACCUAAAAUUAUCGAAACUUGUUCUUAUUACGUAAAACUAAAAAAUUGUUACCUAAAAUUAUCAAAAAUGAUCUUUAUUACCUAAAACUAAAAAAUUGUUACCUAAAAUUAUCAAAAAUGAUCUUUAUUACCUAAAACUAAAAAAUUGUUACCUAAAAUUUGAAAAUGCGAACGUUUAAGCCUAAAUAUUUUAGCACCGAAAGCCGAAGCUUGUGAUACGUGAAACAGAUGUUCGAAACAACAAUCUGAAAGCAGGUAAGGGUGAUUUAUCUCCAAUGAAUGUUCCAGACGAACCAAUUCAAGUGGAUUAG
Messenger RNA from Bursaphelenchus okinawaensis, 2488 nucleotides. The record is from the annotation of a GenBank genome assembly. Lineage: Eukaryota; Metazoa; Nematoda; Chromadorea; Rhabditida; Aphelenchoididae.